CCCAUAUUUAAGGAUGGCUUGGAUAAAAUAUACCAAAAUGAAAAAAGGACCAUUAAUCUUAGCAGUACACUCUGUUUAUAGUGAAUAAGCCAUAGGUGCAGCAGUUAAAGAGUUAACUGCUCUGGUGUAGGCGUGUGUUGCUCUAAGCCAAUGAGCUGCUGAAAUGUGGUGCAGGGUCCCGCCUGCCAUCUCCGUCUGAGAGAGCACAGGCUUUUCCUUCUCUCUCUCGCGAAUCCUCCAUGAGCACGCUAGCAAGGAAAAAGACACGGCGAUUCACUGAAACGAGGUAUGGAAAAAAAAUAAUAUAAACGGGAGAGUUAGCACUCGCUGCUUAUGAACGAUCGUUUUAUCGUAUGUGUACUGCUAAGACAAGUAACUAGCUGGUUCCUUUUACAUUGUUUGGUCGACGAAGGUCGGGAGUUAGAGACGACGCCAUUUCAUCAUUCCUGCGCCAUCUCGCGCUGCUCCGCCUUUCUUUUCUGAGAUCGGUCAGGUUUUUUUUGUUUCCCUUUGUAUCUUCCUUUUGAUGCAUUGCAACGGAUCCGGUAAUCGAUGGCGAGCCAACCCCGUUGAUGGACCAAUUGACUUUGUUCUGUGCUGCACAGCAGAGUGUGGUAGGCCAGUUGCAACAAAACAAAAACACACCACGCCACUUUGAACUUGCUGUUCCCUUUCUUCACACACAUCCCCCUGGACUUACGGACGGUUUAUUUUAAGGACUUUUCACGGACUCUAUACAUCCCACGAACAGGAAGGGAAGUGGGUGUGGGCGGUUGGAUACAUGUUUCCAGCUUAAUGGUUGUUGUACUUUAUUAACAAAGUCUAUGAAGAUACAACCAAGUGUUGUUAUUUGGAUUUUGCUAAUUGAUAUUGUGGUUCAUUUUGGAAGUGAACUUUGUACAUUUAGAAGGGUGCACCCAGGUAAGUUUUCUUUUUGUAAAGUGAUUACUGUGAUUGUGCCACAGGGUUGUCACUGAGGAAAAUACUGGUACCAAAAACAGAGACUUUUAUUUGUAAUGUUUUGUAUGUUUGUCAUAUUUUCUUUCUUUUGUUUCUCGAUGAGUAAAAAUACAAAGCUGGCAUUUUCAAAACUCACAGUUGCCUGAGUCUCAUUCAGUUUGCCUCUCCUGUACGUAGCCGAACCUACUGGUCCAGAGCAGUGAGCUCUUUUGCAUCAAAUUUGGGUGAAGUACCUUUUGGUCUUAGAGUAUUUGAGGCACAUGAGUGUUACAGUUGGCGAGCCAGCCAGGAGUUAUUGUGAAACUGCAUGAGACUCAUCUUAUUAAAUAUUACAACAAUAAGAAACAAUCAAAACUGAAGUCUGUUAAAAUGGACAUAGUACUUAAAGAGGCAAUUAAAAUCCCUAACUCAGUAAUCAUAAAAGGGCUUACCAACAGUGACCUUGAUGAAGAAGUAGCUAUUUACCUGGGGAAACACGGUUCAGUUAACCGUCACAUCCGCAUAGAUGAUCCGCAUUCUCAGUUUCACAGGCAGAUGAUAGCUGAGUUCAAUCAUGCCAGUGCAAUGGACACUUUAAACCCCCUUUUGCCACAUACUAUCCAAAGCUCUGCUCAGCCUGAAAUCACAUUUGAAAUCAGGAGUUUAGCUGAGGUGUAUGCAGCAAAUGCAAGGGAUGUCACCAGAGCAUACAUGAAACAACUGUCUGAAAUGGCUAACCUGAGUGGACACUCACUAGAGGAUAUGCUCAAAGAGGGGCUAGCUAAUUUAAACGCGCCUCCUCUAUCCUCUCAGCCUACAGUUUCUCCCCCUGCUAACAGAGGUGAGACAAGCUCGUAUGUACAGGGUGACCAUUCCUCCGAUCAACCUGCUGUUGAUUCUUCACAGUCUAAGGAUCCGACUCCAACCUUAAACCAAAACCUGAUCGAUCUUAACUUGCCGACACAGUUCUAUCCCACACUUGAGCUUAAUCCGCCAAGUGUCCAGCGGGUAGUAGUUGAACAUGUAGUGCGCAGUAGUGAAAUCUCUUCACACUCGCCCAUGCCAAGUAGGUUUAGAGCCUUCUCUGGGCGCAUCCCCCGCCCAAACAAUGAAGCAGAUUACGAUACAUGGCGCACAAGUAUUGAAGUCCUCAUAAAUGACCCAGCCGUUUCUGACUUGAACUGCACACAAAGAAUACUUGACAGCCUUCUGUCGCCUGCUACAGACAUCACAAAGCAUUUAGGCCCAGAUGCUAAACCCCCUGAGUACCUGAAAGUACUGGACUCUGCGUUUGGAGCUGUCGAAGAUGGUGAUGAGCUUUAUGCAAGAUUUAUGAACACGCUUCAGAAUGAAGGAGAAAGACCAUCAGCCUAUUUGCAAAGGUUACAUGUUUGUCUGACAAAAGCUAUGCGGCGCGGGGGUGUCAGUGUGUCAGAUUUUGACAAGCAAUUGUUAAAGCAAUUCCUUCGUGGCUGUUGGGAGGACAGUCUCAUCAGUGACCUCCAGCUAGGACAAAGGAAAGAGAGUCCACCUUCGUUUUCUGAGUUACUCUUGCUUUUACGCACGGAAGAAGACAAGCAAGCUUCAAAAGUCAGCCGUAUGAGACAACAUCUUGGUCAGAGCAAACCUGGCCCUAACAAUCCAAAGCACCGGGCCAUGUCAAAUGUACAAACCAUAAGUAGCAGUGAAUCAGACUUUGAUGUGUUAAAGAAACAGAUAGCUGAUUUGAGUGCACAACUUAACAGUUGGAAAAUGGAAAGUCAAAACCAAAAUCAGCCCAAGCAGUCAAAGUCAAAGUGCCAAACAAUUAAUGCCAAAGUUGAGGCCUGCCCCAUGAAAAAGAAGGUUUCAGCCACACAGAGCCUUGCUAAAACCAAUCCAAAACCGCGCCCUUGGUACUGCUUUUACUGUGGUGAGGACGGUCACAUUGCCUCAUCGUGUGAAAACGAACCAAAUCCGUCCUUAGUUGCCACAAAGAAGAAACAGCUGAAAGAAAGACAAUCCAGUUGGGAAGCUUCAACUAGGGCCAGUGAUGAGCCACGUUUAAACUAAUCCCAGCCUCCAGUGUGGGACAAGUGGGGGCUGCGGGA
Messenger RNA from Oreochromis niloticus (Nile tilapia), 3029 nucleotides. RefSeq names its product zinc finger CCHC domain-containing protein 12-like. The transcript has 2 exons. The record is from RefSeq and is a predicted model, not a curated record. The coding region runs from base 1330 to 2991 and encodes 553 amino acids. Gene Ontology annotation, molecular function: nucleic acid binding; zinc ion binding. Lineage: Eukaryota; Metazoa; Chordata; Actinopteri; Cichliformes; Cichlidae.